AUGGCUGAAGUCUCGGUUGAAAUCUUCAAACUCACGUCCCAUGACAUCCAUUACCUAUAUAUAAACCCCUUACAAGGUGUUGCCAAGUAUCCUAUUCCUGAUAUAGCUAGAGCCAUGGCAAUAAUCUCCGAGGUCAAACAAGAAGGUGCGAAGCCCUCCGCUUCUUCACCGCCUUCUCGUAAACCGGCAUUGUUCAACGCGAGCUUCGAUUCAUCGAACACUAUCGGUUUCCUAGAGAAAGUUUUUGAUUUCGUUGCGGAAGAGAGUGAUUUUCUUGGAAAACAGAACAUGGAUAGCGAGGUCGCGGCGGUUGUGAGAGUUGCCAAGGAGAAGUAUUGCAAGAAAAAGAUUGAAGCGGAGGAGAAAAAGAAAAAGGAGAAAGAGAAGAUGAAAAAGGAAGCGGUAAAGGAGCCGACAAAGGCCCAUGGAAAGGAUAAACAGACUAACCCUAACUUAAGAGGUUCAUAUUUCUACAUUUUUUUCCGCACAGAAAUUAUUUUGUUUUAUUAA
Messenger RNA from Hibiscus syriacus, 510 nucleotides. RefSeq names its product protein BOBBER 1-like. Bases 1 to 510 code for a protein of 169 amino acids. The record is from RefSeq and is a predicted model, not a curated record. The transcript has a single exon. Lineage: Eukaryota; Viridiplantae; Streptophyta; Magnoliopsida; Malvales; Malvaceae.